Messenger RNA from Paraphaeosphaeria sporulosa, 2043 nucleotides. RefSeq lists its product as uncharacterized. Gene Ontology annotation, biological process: amino acid catabolic process. Gene Ontology annotation, molecular function: polyamine oxidase activity; L-amino-acid oxidase activity. Bases 1 to 2043 code for a protein of 680 amino acids. The record is from RefSeq and is a predicted model, not a curated record. The transcript has a single exon. Lineage: Eukaryota; Fungi; Ascomycota; Dothideomycetes; Pleosporales; Didymosphaeriaceae.
AUGAAGGGUAUCCUCAAAACUUCGUCCGCUGUGCUCUCUGUUGCAGGUAGCGUGGCUGCUAGUCCCGUCAAUGGUCGUUCGGACAUCAUCACCUUCAAAGGCCCUUUCCAAGUCUCAUCGGACUCUGUUCACAAUGUGCAUAUUGGAUACGGCGAUGAGUCCUUCGAAGGAGAUGUCCAAGUCGUCUACGGAGCAUGUGACAUGUCCGGUAGCCAUGAACGACACCACGAGCUUGGAUCAACCUUUUUCAGACGCGACGCCCGUCCAGAACGCUUAGUCUGGCUCGUCCCAGAUGAAGCUAUCCAUGGAGGCUGCCUUCACGCAUAUUCUGGAUCUUCCCUUAUCGGCCGCUCAGCACCUAUUGCUAUCACAAGGAACUUCCGGAAACGAGAAGACAUGUCCAAGAUCUCAGACUGGAGCGGUCCAUGGUUCGAUGGCGUCGCAUACAUGCAGAACAAAGCCAACAACAACUCGUUCGUCGCGGUUGAAAAGAGCAAGAAGAUCGCAAUUGUUGGCGGAGGCAUGUCCGGCUUGUUGACAAGCCACCUACUCACAUCCGUCGGAAUCAACGACUGGCACAUUACCGAGAGCUCCCAGCGUAUCGGAGGUCGUAUCAGGACCAAGUACCUUGCCAACACCACGCCUGAUCAAUAUCAAUACCAGGAGAUGGGCCCAAUGCGAUUCCCCGUCAGCACUAAAUACACUGACACCAACGAAACGCUCGACAUCAACGACCACAAGAUGGUGUUUCAACUCGCGGAUACACUCAACAAGUUGAACGGCAACGGUUCGUCACUUACAGUCAACUUUAUUCCUUGGAUCCAGUCGAGCCCGAACGUCCCCGCCAACUCAAACGGAUAUCGGCUGCCGAAUGGUCGGAUACCUAGCGCAGCUCAGAUCAAGGCCAAUUCCAGCUUGGUCUUACCUGCAGCCAAGCCUGAUGACUAUGAUGAGGAAGUCGUCACGAAAGCUGAAGACGCACUCUCGGCGUUCUACGACGAGACUCCGGAGCGCUUGAGGAAUGCGUCUCUCAACAUCUACAAGGCUCACAAGGAGGCCAUCGAGAGGGGCCUUUUCCACUGGUCCGAGGCUGCUUACCUCCGGUACCACCUCAACAUGAGCCAGGACAUGGUUGAUUACGUUGCUGGUUCGGGUAGCGACCCGAUGUGGGAUUUAUACGACUCUGUGUACUUCGGAGCCACCACCUGGCGAACAAUCGACAAGGGCUUGGAGUCGCUUCCUCGCGCCUUCUACCCUCAUGUCCAAGACAAGCUCACUCUUGGUCGCAAGAUCGAUGGCAUUGUGUACAGCAACGACACUGGAAAGGUCACUCUUACUUGGCGUCAGAACCAGUUCGCAAUGGAACCUGAGACAGAGGAAUACGACUAUGCAGUCGUUGCAGUGCCUUUCUCAAAGGUCAGGACUUGGUCACUCCCGAAGUACUCUUCUCUCUUGACCCGAGCCAUCCAAACCAUGAAUUACGCGCAGUCCUGCAAGGUUUCACUCCGAUACAAGACCCGCUUCUGGGAGCAUUUGGACGAGCCUAUCAUCGGCGGCUGCGGCUCAGUCGAUAUCUACGGCAUUGGCUCCGUCUGUUACCCUUCCUACCAGAUCAACUCCACUGGGCCCGGUGUUAUCCUUGCUUCGUACAGCAGUGGAACUCCGGCGCGCUCGCUCGCUGCGCUCAGCACCGAGGACCACGUCGCCCGUGUACAGAGAGCCAUGGUCGAAGUCCAUGGUGAUAUUGCUGCCGAGCAGUUCACCGGAGCGUUUGAACGGCAAUGCUGGGAGGUUGAUGAGCACCAGGCUGGUGCUUGGGCUGAUCCUCUUCUCGGCCAGCAGGAUCUUUACCUGCCGGCCUAUUACAAGACUGAGGCCAACACCAUCUUCAUUGGUGAGCACACCAGCUACACGCACGCCUGGAUUUACUCGGCCCUUGACUCGGCGGUCCGCGGAACGACGCAGCUUCUGCUUGACAUGGGUCUUGUCGAUGAGGCCAAGCAGAUUGUGGAGGAAUGGAUGGGUCGGUGGAUCAGCUUGUAG